Messenger RNA from Larimichthys crocea (large yellow croaker), 3047 nucleotides. RefSeq names its product tsukushi small leucine rich proteoglycan homolog (Xenopus laevis) (gene tsku). The record is from RefSeq and is a predicted model, not a curated record. Lineage: Eukaryota; Metazoa; Chordata; Actinopteri; Sciaenidae. The transcript has 3 exons. The coding region runs from base 353 to 1420 and encodes 355 amino acids. Gene Ontology annotation, molecular function: protein binding.
CUAACAAAAAAAAAAACCCCGAAGUCGCAUUUUGUUUUGGAAAGCAUAAAGAGGAAGUGCUUUUAUUUUGUAGGCCGGGCGGGCUUGACAGUGGUGAAGAAGCGAGGCUGGCGAAGGACUUUCUGGGGAUGGGAACAGACGAGUGUGUCCCAGUGUUUCCAGCUCCUGAGUUUACUGUGGCGGGGCGGACACACAGAAGGACCAGCAGAGCUCAUGUGGACCGGCAGACACGCAAACCAGCGGGGCACGGGAGCGCUGCGGGGGUCUGGAAAAUGGGAGCGGUGAAGUGAAAAAACAAGAAACCAAAAAAAAAAAAAAAAAAAAAAAAACGGCCGAAAAGCGGACUGUCUGGAUGAAAGACACCAAAAGCAUAAUGGCACUCCUCCUGUGGCUUGGCCUAUCGCUGCUGGUUUCUGUCCAGUCCAGCGCUGUAAAGAACUGCCACCCUGGUUGUCACUGCGAGGUGGAAAGCUUUGGCCUCUUUGACAGCUUCAGCCUGACUAGGGUCGACUGCAGAGGGUUGGGACCCAGCACCACCAUGCCAAUCCCCAUCCCUCUGGACACUGCCCAUCUUGACCUGUCCUCUAACUCCAUGGGCCCCCUCAGUGAUACCAUGUUAGCUGGUCCAGGCUACACCACACUUGUCAGUUUGGACCUAAGCAGCAACCAUAUAACCAAGGUAAGCCCCAACGCUUUGUCCAAGCUGCGUUACCUGGAGACUCUGGAUCUGAGCCACAACAACCUGGAGAGCCUCUCACCGAGCUGUUUCUCUGGCCUUCCUCUGGCUGAAGUUGACCUCAGUCACAAUAGCUUCCAAGAGUUCGACAUGGAUGUGUUCACUACUAAAGUCAACGGUGAACCUGUCAGCGUGGACCUGUCUCAUAACAAGCUCAUGUCAGUUUCCACGACUUUGCAUGGAAGAGUAUUACACAUUCAAAGCUUAAAUCUGUCUUCAAAUCGGCUGUUGAGCGUACCAGCGCUGGCAGGACUUCCGCUGAGGUACCUCAAUCUAGAUGGUAACCCCAUCACCCGCAUCAAGGAGGGAGCUUUCUCUCAGCUGAAAGAUCUGGUUUAUUUAUUCAUCAGUGGCCUCCAUGAGCUUCAGGAAAUUGAGCCACACAGCUUCAAGGGCCUUCAGAGUUUGCAAGUUCUUGAUCUUUCAAACAACUCCAAGCUCAAGACUCUGAGCCCUGCAGUUUUUAUUGGACUAGACUCCCUACAAGAGCUGAAUUUGUCUGGCUCUGGUGUGACGUCCUUGCCAAAUAACAUGCUGACCCACCUGCCCAGUAUUAAGAGUAUUACACUGGGAGGAAGCAUCCAGUGCUGGAGGACCCAGAAACAGGGACAAUUCCACCGGCAGCUGGGUCAGGUCCAACACAACGAGGUGUUGAGCUGUAAUGUCGAGGGAAUCGUGCUGUGAGACAAUGGAAAUGGUAUAUUCAGUCAGAAGUGCUUGUCCGAUGGUUGAAUAGGGCUGAUGUUAUGACCUUCGCACCCACUUGGACCAUUUUUCAUUCUUAACAGCUAUUUGUCUAACAUUUCAUAUGAACAACUGAGUUAGAAUGUUCACUGUUAUGCCCAUUUUAAAAUGAUGGCCAACUUUUCACUCUGCCUUCUAGUACAGCCAUUCGGAACAACUAUAAAAACUUUUGAUUUCCGAUGUGGUUGGACAACAUGAUACGAACCAGUUCUGAUGGAGAAUAUUCAGCCUUUAUCAAACCCAAUCUUGAAGCCAGACCUGUGCCUUACCUGCUUUGAUAUGCAAAAACACUUUUAUGGGUUACUCUCACUUACUUACCUCUGUUUUGGAGGUGAAACUGGAAUACGUCUUAAAGGUCUAAUGUAGCAAAUGCACAACACAGAACAUUUUCAGAACAUACUCUAAACAGGUAUAGAACCGUUCAUCAAUCCAAAACUUUAAGAUGUUCUUAUGGCAUGUACUUCAUUUAUAAUGGGACCAUAUUAAGACUUAUUUGCACUUUCCAGUCACGGUAUAUUUGAUAAUGAUGCACUUACACAUGGCCAAAUGUCACCCAGUCUAAUAUAAAACCUUCUAUGCAUUGCUCAUAUCCACACUGAUUAUACGACUGUUGACCACUAAGAUUUUUCAUCUGACUUUGAAUGUGAUGUUUUUAUUGAAAUGAUUAAAGGGAUCGUUGGACAUUUUGGCAAGUGCACGUAUUCACUUUCGAGCAGAGAGUAGAUUGACGGCCGACAGACUUCAAGUUAGCCUAGCUUAGUUUAGCACAAAAUGUGGAAACAGCCAAAGUCACCAACAGCAUUGUUUAAACUCACAAGUUUGUUUAAUCCAUACAAAAAGCAUAGUCAACAGUGGUUGUGGUUGUAUGAGGAGGUACUUUUUCUGCCAGACCAUUGACUUCCUGUCAUCACAAUGAGGUUUCAAGGGAACCAGCGGCUUCUCUAAAUAAACACAACCUGUUGCUCGUUGAGUUUUGCGUGCAAAUGAAAUAUAGCCUAAUUAUGUGGAUUUCUUUUCCUUUGGACAGAACCAGGCUAGCUCUUUCCACCUGUUUCCUCUCUUUAUUCCCAGCUAUGCUAACUGGCUUAGCUUAACUGCUGGUUGUAGGUUUAUGUUUGCCAUACAGACAUGAGAGUGGUAUCUAACUCACAGAAAGCUAAUAAGUGUACUUCAAAAUAAAUGUGCAACCGUACAUAUCCAAACAUUCUUCAGUUGAGCACAGUCUGGUUGGGAAACCUCCAGUAAAGUCUUGUUACACAUACUGUAACUAAACAUAGUUGAGUGUAAAGAUGUUUUCUUGUUACACCUACAAAAUACAAAAUUUCAUUACUUGAAUUUGUUUGUAUGAAUACUAGCCCAUGACAACUUGUCCAUUGUGUUUGGGCUAUUUAUCUUCUAAGUUUGGUGUAUAGCCUUUGCAGAUUAGGUGCAUACACCCUUUGACAUGGUGCCUAGUUAUCAGUGCUUUGCUUGUUUUCAUGGCGUUACACAAGAGGAUUAAACAAACCGUGACUGUUUUGACCGGGACUUUGUUUUGACCCGUCAAACCAGUCUCAGCAAAAAAAAA